AAGAACCACAUUUCGGAAAAAUGAGCUACGAUAAGCAUGUUCAGAAUUUCCUGCUGAUGGCUGCCGUAAAGGCGGGAGCUCUUCAAACGGUUGAAGAACUCAUUAACGCUGGCGCAGACGUCAAUUUUGUCGAUAAAUAUGACAGAAACGAAACUCCUCUGCAUGUGGCUGUCACUGCCAGCAACGCAAGAUUGGCAGAAUUGCUUCUCGCUAAAGGAGCAAACACUGAGGCCAGAAACAUUGACAACGAGAAACCCAUGGAUUUGUGCUCCCGUCUGGAAGAAACGAAGAAACAAGAGAUUGAAGCCGUUUUCAACAGUCAUUUUGUCAUCAAAACCUACAACAAACGCCCUGGGACUGCAGCCGUCGAGCAGUACUACAGGACGAAGCUGCUGGCCAUGGUGCUGUUUCGUUUGCUUCACGAUGACCAGAUCGAGAGCUUCUACCUGGGAAAUAACUUGGGCGAGGUGGGCGCAUUUGACGAUGUGGUGCUCCGAACCUGUAGCCAAGGUAGAUCUCGUGUGUACUUUCUACAGGCCAAGCAUCGAGAUUCUACAGACCGUGUUAAUUUUAGUGAUUUAGUGCAGCAAACAAAUGGUUAUUUCCAUCUAUCGAAAUAUUUCGAUAGUUAUUUGAAGAUACGUUACAUGUUCGAGCAGACUAGUGAGCAUGCAAUUUUUCAAGGAAAAUACGAGGAAACAGAGCUGACAAUGAUAAUUUUCACUCCAACUAUAGUAAAUUAUCACAAUGAAGUACAGUGUGAAAUAAUUAACUCUAAGGACAUAUUCUACAGCAAAAUGUCUGGCAAAAUAAUCAAAAUCAAGUGUACAUCAGAUUUGCUAGAACCGUUCAUAAAAAUAUCCAAAGAAUGGCAUUCAAAAGCAGAUUUAUUGAACAAAUUUUCAAAACCUCAGCUGCCAUCGCAUAACGACCACGCCAAUUUAGUAAAGGAUUUUUUCGAAAAAGUGAGGAUUCAUGCAGAGCAAGCCACGGAAGCGGAGCUAGCCGGAAUUGUUCAGCGCGAUAUUAGAGCCAAAAACUAUGAAAGUGAAGAUAUGAUUUUCUCUAAAUUUCAUAGUUUAAUAGAAAACUGGUGGAUGCAAUCCGGUCAAGUGCCAUUUGCAACUAAAAGUUGUCAACUGUUCAAUUUAGCUGUGAAUGAAGUAAAACUUGAUAAGAUUCAGUCGGUUAGUUUCGACAAGGUCGGGAAACAUUUAUUAAAAUUUAAUGUCGAUUCAGCAUUAUAUUCUAAGUGGGACUCUUCUUUAUCAGAAAUGGAAAAUAAUAAUAUUUUUUUCUUAAACAUAUUCAGUAGCACACCCAAACUCAGCUGUUUAAAACUCAUUCAAUAUCUCGAAUUGAAGGGGUUUGAUUUUAAGUUUGUCGUCAUCGAGCAAAUCGAAGCAAAGCACAUCAUUGAUGUUUUGUCAAAAAACCUACCAAAACGCAUGAUACUCGUGUUUCUUCCUCAGUCUAACAACAGCGUCAUAGAGCAAUUACGCAUAAAUGUUUGCAAAUUAAUAGUUAUAACCAGUGAAGAAUGCCAUAACAAUUGCAAUACACUAGCCGACGAAACAAGAGGCUUAGAUGAUAUUGACUUUGAAUGUCAAGAGCAAAUUCUCAACAGUAUUGUCACGUUUCAAAGCUCUGAAAUACCCUUGAGGAAGCUUAUGGAUGGUGUGCCUAGUCAUCUAAUAGAUGCUCAAAUGUUGCAAAGGUUCGUCAAUGGUGAUGGAUUUGUUAUAUCAAAUAAUAAUGCAGCUAUUUUACUCCAGUCAGCCUUCUGCAAAUCCAAAAACGCAGUCCAAACGCUACUUGACUUGGGUGCUAAUGCAAACUUGGGUAAAACCAGCAAUGGUUAUACGCCAUUACAUUGGGCGGCAGAAAAUGACUUGCCUGAGAUCAUCCAACUACUCAUAGAUAAAGGAGCAAACAUUGACUGUAUCACUACGGACGCCGGCCUAACUCCUUUAAAUCAGGCAGCAAUGAGCAAAUCCACAAAUGCAGUCAAAAUGCUACUGGACUUGGGUGCAAAUGCAAACUUGGGUAAAACCAGCAAUGAUUUUACGCCAUUACAUUGGGCGGCAGAGAAGGACUCGCCUGAGAUCAUCCAACUACUCAUCGAUAAAGGAGCAAACAUUGACUGUAUCACCACGGACGAUGGUCGAACUCCUUUAAAUCAGGCAGCAAUGAACAAAUCCACAAAUGCAGUCAAAAUGCUGCUGGACUUGGGCGCUAAUGCAAACUUGGGUGAAACCAGCAAUGGUUUUACGCCAUUACACUAUGCAGCACAGAAUGACAUGCCUGAGAUCAUCCAGCUACUCAUAGAUAAAGGAGCAUACAUUGACUGUAUCACCACGGAUAACGGUCGGACUCCUUUAUAUCAGGCAGCCUCUCGCAAAGCUUCAAAUGCAGUCAAAAUGCUUCUGGACUUGGGAGCCAAUGCAAACUUGGGUAAAACCAGCAAUGGUUUUACGCCAUUACACUGUGCAGGUCGUAAUGACAUGCCUGAGAUCAUCCAACUACUCAUAGAUAAAGGAGCAAACAUUGACUGUAUCACCACGGAUGACGGUCGAACUCCUUUAUACCAGGCAGCAAUUAGCAAAUCCACAAAUGCAGUCAAAAUGCUACUGGACUUGGGUGCAAAUGCAAACUUGGGUAAAACCAGCAGUGGUUUUACGCCAUUACAUUGGGCGGCAAAGAAGGACUCGCCUGAGAUCAUCCAGCUUCUCAUAGAUAAAGGAGCAAACAUUGACUGUAUCACCACGGAUGACGGUCGAACGCCUUUGUGUCAGGCAGCAAUGAGCAAAUCUACGAAUGCAGUCAAAAUGCUACUGGACUUGGGUGCAAAUGCAAACUUGGGUAAAACCAGCAAUGGUUUUACGCCAUUACAUUGGGCAGCACAAAAUGACAUGCCUGACAUCAUCGAACUACUCAUAGAUAAAGGAGCAAACAUUGACUGUAUCACCACGAAUGACGGUCGAACUCCUUUAUAUCAGGCAGCAAUGAGAAUAUCCACAAAUGCAGUCAAAAUGCUACUGGACUUGGGUGCAAAUGCAAACUUGGGUAAAACCAGCAAUGGUUUUACGCCAUUACAUUGGGCGGCAGAGAAGGACUCGCCUGAGAUCAUCCAACUACUCAUAGAUAAAGGAGCAAACAUUGACUGUAUUACCACGGAUGACGGCCUAACUCCUUUAUAUCAGGCAGCAAUGAGAAUAUCCACAAAUGCAGUCAAAAUGCUACUGGACUUGGGUGCAAAUGCAAACUUGGGUAAAACCAGCAAUGGUUUUACGCCAUUACAUUGGGCAGCACAAAAUGACAUGCCUGACAUCAUCGAACUACUCAUAGAUAAAGGAGCAAACAUUGACUGUAUCACCACGAAUGACGGUCGAACUCCUUUAUAUCAGGCAGCAAUGAGAAUAUCCACAAAUGCAGUCAAAAUGCUACUGGACUUGGGUGCAAAUGCAAACUUGGGUAAAACCAGCAAUGGUUUUACGCCAUUACAUUGGGCGGCAGAGAAGGACUCGCCUGAGAUCAUCCAACUACUCAUAGAUAAAGGAGCAAACAUUGACUGUAUUACCACGGAUGACGGCCUAACUCCUUUAUAUCAGGCAGCAAUGAGAAUAUCCACAAAUGCAGUCAAAAUGCUACUGGACUUGGGUGCCAAUGCAAACUUGGGUAUAAAGGAGCAAACAUUGACUGUAUCACCACGGAUGACGGUCGAACUCCUUUAA
Culex quinquefasciatus (southern house mosquito) is the source of this 3734-nucleotide messenger RNA. Its product is annotated as ankyrin-3-like. Bases 21 to 3734 code for a protein of 1237 amino acids. Gene Ontology annotation, molecular function: protein binding. The record is from RefSeq and is a predicted model, not a curated record. Gene Ontology annotation, cellular component: cytoplasm. The transcript has 2 exons. Lineage: Eukaryota; Metazoa; Arthropoda; Insecta; Diptera; Culicidae.